Messenger RNA from Saitoella complicata NRRL Y-17804, 1209 nucleotides. RefSeq names its product COP9 signalosome complex subunit 4. NCBI's taxonomy places the organism in Eukaryota, Fungi, Ascomycota, Saitoellomycetes, Saitoellales, Saitoellaceae. The coding region runs from base 1 to 1209 and encodes 402 amino acids. Gene Ontology annotation, cellular component: cytosol; COP9 signalosome. The record is from RefSeq and is a predicted model, not a curated record. The transcript has a single exon.
AUGUCGAUUCAGGAGACGUUAUCACAAAUUGAGGCUCUUUCAGCUCAGUCUGAGAAAUUGAAUGGGUACACCAAUGUCCUGGCGGAGCUGGUGAAGGGGAAUGAUACCGCUGGUCUGUCUGCCUGCAUUGACUCCAUUCUGAACGAGUCUGUGGGUCUGGCUAUUUCGCGUCCUGCUCUUGCGCAGCUUGUUGGGUUGGUGGAUAAGGUUACCGGUCAUGAGGCGAGAGCGACUGCCGUGAAGUACGCUUUGGAGCGUAUUUCGCCCCGAGUCACCUCUUUUGAGGAGCAGGAUUCGCAAUUACGAGAGAAAUUGGCGGAUAUAUACGAAGCGGAGAAUGACAACGAGGCUGCGGCGUCAAUCCUACAGACAAUUCCGCUGGAGUCUGGUCAGAGGAACAUCUCGGAGGAAUUCAAACUGAACAUCUACGUCCGCAUUCUCCGCAACCUCCUCGAAGUCGGGGAUACCGUUGCUGCGGACACAUAUCUCAAUCGUGCACAGAUGCUCAUUCAUACUACAUCAGACAAAGUCACGCAGCUACAUUUCAAGCUGGCACAAGCUAGGAUUCUCGAUUCGAAGAGGCAGUUCUUGGCUGCGGCGGCGAAGUAUCAUGAAUUAUCAUACGUGACAGAUAUUGCGGACGAAGAGCGGUUGCAUUGUUUAGGUGCUUCGAUCACCUGUGCUGUAUUGGCGCCUGCCGGCCCACAGCGUUCGAGAAUUCUGUCUACUCUGUAUAAAGACGACCGUUCUCAACAGAUCUCCACAUUCUCGAUUUUGGAGAAGAUGUUCUUGGACCGCCUUAUCGAUCCUGCUGAAGUCGCCGCAUUCGCUGAAACCCUCUCCGAGCACCAAAAAGCCUUAUUAGCAGACGGCACAACCGUCCUCUCUCGCGCCGUCCUCGAACACAACGUCCUCGCCGCAACCCACCUCUACCACACCAUCCGGAUCUCCGAACUCGCUUCCCUUCUCGGUGUCGAUUCAGCAAAAGCAGAGGCCUAUUGUUCGACGAUGAUCGAGCAAGGACGGUUGAUGGGGAUGAUUGAUCAGGUUGAUGGGAUUAUCAGCUUUGAGGUUAGUGAGGAGGCGGGGGGGCCGGAGAUUAGGAGGUGGGACAGUGGGAUUCAGAGUUUAGCAGAAGCGGUGGAGGGGUGUGCGAGUGAGUUGGUGAGGGUUGCGCCUGAGUGGGUUGCGCAGAAGGUUGCUGUCUAA